Messenger RNA from Mytilus californianus (California mussel), 5711 nucleotides. RefSeq lists its product as uncharacterized. Lineage: Eukaryota; Metazoa; Mollusca; Bivalvia; Mytilida; Mytilidae. Gene Ontology annotation, molecular function: protein binding. The transcript is spliced from 8 exons. The record is from RefSeq and is a predicted model, not a curated record. Gene Ontology annotation, biological process: protein localization to ciliary inversin compartment. The coding region runs from base 567 to 5597 and encodes 1676 amino acids. Gene Ontology annotation, cellular component: ciliary inversin compartment.
UCUGUGAACUCCUUUGAUAUUGAGGCACUCUUUUCAAAUUCUACACAGAGAUAUAGAACACUGACACUUUAUUGUGAUUUAUAGAUAUUUAUUCUUCUUAUUCUGGAAACCAUUCUUUAUAUUCAGAUUCCAGUAUGUGAAGUAUAAGAGUAUACAGUAACUUUAUAGAGGAGCACUGCUCAGCCCUUGUAUUAUAUACACGGGUGUUUAUUUGAGAUUACUAUAAUAAACCAAUAGAACCUUACUCAGAUGUUAUUUACGCCCAACUUGAUGAGUCUACAAAUGGCGCCCAACGUGAUUUUGGUAAUGGUAAUCGUUUGAGCUAGUGUACCCAUACAGACCCCCUCGGUGGUGAUACUUGCGCAUGUGUGAAUUGUGAAACCGGAACAUCCUAGAUAUUGACAUCAACAGAAAAACAGUGUGGUUUUUGUGAAUGAAGAUUAAAUUUUCAAAUAUUUUAACCUGAUACAGUGAUUAUAAUGUAGCGAAGCUUAUUUAUAUGAUCAGAAGAAACAUCAGUACUCCCGAAAGUCAGAACUACAAGGUACUGACUGACGACGAACAAAAUGGAAAAGGAUAGUAAUCUUCCAAAAGAACGGAGUAUCGCAAUAGAUGUUUCUACCGUCAGCAAUGAGGAAGACAACCAAUCUAUCUUUCAAUUGAGUCCUACCUCAGUGUCAACAACCAGCGUCACCACUCUUCUACAACAACAGCAAAAUGUACAGAUACAUUUUCAUGUACCUGGGGAUGCUGUAGCAAUCAAUAUCCAUGAGGCAGAAAAUUUAAUGGUGAACACUGGAAAUGGCCACGGUGUCAUGAAUGUGACGAGUCUUCUAGCUAACGAAGGUACGGAUCUACAAUUAAGUAACUCUGAGGAAUCUAUGAUUUACGAAAGAGAGCAAAAUGCGCCUGAAAAAGAGACAAGUUAUCUACAUGAAGAGGAUGAGGCAUUUUUAAUAGAAAGAUUUAAAGAAAUGCAAUAUGUAUUUGUGGAGACAGAGAGGUACAAAAAAGCACUCCAGAUUUUACUGGAAAAUAAUUUCGAAGUUAUAACUGGAUUGUCAGGGGAAGGAAAGACGUUUUUAGCAAUGAAACUCAUUUAUGAUUUGACUCAGAAAGGACUUAUGUUUAAAGAAAUUACAGCAAGCACUGCCUUUCACGAUUUUGAAAGCUGUGAAAAGACAGUUUUCCUCAUGGAUGAUGCGUUUCAAAUUGACAGUUUGGAUCCACAAUGGCGUAUUGUUGAAAUCCAGAAUUUCAUAGAAUCUAAUAUUCAUAGCGAAAAGAACAAUUUUCUCAUCAUGACAUCAAGGAAAGGUCCCUUAGUAUCUGUUAAAGAUAGAAUGAAACAAUCAUGGCUCUUGAAUGGAGACUAUACCAUUGAUUUUACAGAAGUUGGAUUGUCAAUGGGGGAAAAGCAUGAUAUUAUUUUAAAGCAUAUUGACAGAUUUCAACCAAAAGAAAACAUCGACGGAAUUGAUAAAAUGAAAAUUGCAAAAGAAGUAGCCGAAGUUACCUGUCAAGGUUUUGCAAACUGUGCUUAUUUUUUCGUCCGGAACAAAAAAUGGUUUAAUAAAGGUGUAGAUUUUUUUAAGAAUCCAAUUAAAACCAUUAGAGAUGAUGUCGAUAGUUUACGAGAAUCAGAUCCGAAAAUAUACGUGUUUUUAUUAUAUCUGCUUCUGAAAGGCGGACGAAUGAGAGGAACUACUUUGGACACUUGCGAAAGUGACGAUGGUGUUAUAAAUCUUUUACAGAAAAUCAGGUAUUUCCCAAAGGAGGAAUACUGUGCCAUUUUGAAUGAUGCUUUGCACCAAGUAGAAUACGUUUAUGUAAGUAGAGUUGAUUCCAUAGGAACCUAUACGUUUCGACAUGAUUAUAUUGUAGAAGCAGUCUGCAUAUCUUUUAGCAAAAUAUUACCACGUGAAGCUAUUAUGAAUGUUCCAUUUGACUUUAUUUCAACCCGAAUUCGUACAGAUGAUUAUAAUGCAUAUAUAACAGAUAUGAUCAUUUUAAAGCCUGACCGUUACGACGAUCUAGCAACUAGAUUUAUUAGAGAACUUACCAUAGGAAAUAUAAGAAGUAUUUGCGAACAUCCGGCUAGUAACGAUGCAAAGUUUUCCAAAAUUUUCAUUUCAAAACUACAUGCCGAUACAAAAAAGCAGUUUUUUAUCCAAAUAACUGAAAGAGCAUACAGGUCAACCUUAAAUGGAUCUUUGUUGUACUGGUCUGCAUCAUGUGGUGCUCAACAUCUCUGCCUACGUAUUUUGAAAAGUGAAAUGUAUUCAAAUAUAAAAGAUAAAUUCUGGUUGCGAACACAGGCUUCAGCUGCAUUGGUGCCUUCUUGCUGGUUCGGGUUCAAUAUUAAUAUCAUAGAUGGGUUGUUAAAGUUGGGAGCGGACAUAAACAGUUCGAUACAUUCAGAAAGAAGAUUUCAGACAUAUACAUCAGACUGUUUGGCUGUGCAUGACCAAAAAGGGUGGACUCCAGUUCAAUCGGCCGUUUGUGGAACAAAUAGCAACAAAAUAGUGUACAUAGAAGAAUUGAUAAAAAGAGGCUGUCAUUUCCAGGAAAAAGAAAAAAUGCAGAGACCGUUAAUUCAUGCCGUACAACAGGAGAAUUUAAAGCUAGUAGAAACUCUUGUACAAAAUGGAGUAAAUAUUCAUGCAGUUGACAUACGACAAUUGCCUGCUGUUUAUUACGCUAUUGAAACAAAUCAAAUUGAAGUAACACGUCUCCUUCUUUCAAUAAUGAAUGAAGAUGAACAACUUACAGUGUUUGUUCGCCCUAAAACUUUAAAAAUGAUGCGACUUAUAGAAACACACGUCGACUUCAACAUAAAAGACGCGAACGAAAAAGGUCUACUGCAUCAUGCUGAAGACCCCGACAUUGUUGAUUUCUUGGUGAAGGAUAAAGGUCUGUCGACGGAAAUACUUGACAAGGAGAAACGAACUCCAUUAUACUAUGCAAGUAACGUUGAUGUUGUAACAAAGUUAUUAGAGCUCGGGGCUUCUUAUGUUGUAGAUAAAUCGAAUGGUGAUACUUUGUUGCAUGUACAGAAAGAUUCGACAAUCAUCGAACAUAUUCUUCAAAUAUGUCCUGAUAUAAGAAAAUCAAUUAAUGAAACAAAUUUGUUAGGUUUGCAUGCCGUUUUUGCGGCUACAUCAGACGUUCUUAAAAUACUAAUAAAAUAUAAUGCCAAUUUAAACGUACAGUGUCCAUUUAAAGCACAAAGGCAAAUAAGUGGAGAAUUAUUACUAGAUUUACCGAAGAGAAAGGGCACAUCAGAAAAAUCAGUUGAAAGAAAUACUAACAUGGGAUCUGUAGAGGACUCUAAAGUAGAAGUAGCUAGACAUGACUAUGUGAGAGAUUUUGUGAAACAAGGAAAGGGAAUAUCGGAAGCAUCCUUCGAUAAAUUGACCGAUGUGAGUUCAACAGAGGGUUUCACUGAAGACACGAGUCUAUCUCAAACAGAAAUUGAAGGUUGUUCUUAUGAUGAGUUUUUGCCUACAAAAGAUUUCACUGUCUUGAUGAAACGUGCAUCAGAAGGACGUCUAUCACCAGAUCUGCUCCAACUAUGUCUCGCCAGUGGGUACAACAUAAGUAUUCAGGAUGGUGAACAACGAACGAUUAUGCAUUACAUUAUUUUACCGCAGCGUCGUUUGAAAGAAGUAUCAAAUCUUCUGCAGAUCAUAAUCAAUCAUGCUAAGAAACUGUCAACGGAAAACAAGAAUGUUCUUAUGGAACUUUUAAAUAUCCAGGACUUAAACGGUGACACUGCUCUUCAUCUUGCUUGUUUAUGCUCAACAAAAACCAAACUAAAAAAACAACAUGAAAAUAUAGUAAAAACCUUAUUGGAUUCGGGAUCUGAUCCAAACAUAUUGAAUAACACAGGCGAGAUGCCACAGCAUAUGUUGAUGCGAUGCCGAUGUUGUCUGAAAACAAACAUUUUUAAACUUCUGUUUUCGCGAACUUCAGACCCAAUGAAUACGUCGAAGGCAGAUAGGCUGAUGCAUUAUAUCUGUAAAACGUUUACGUAUUUUAAGGAUAUUGAUACAGAUGUACUUGCGGAUAUUAAAAAAACUUUAUUACUUCUGCUGACUGACACUCAAACAAUUAGUUGCUUUUUGCAAUAUUGUAUAGAUAUGAAGACAGAUCCAAACUUGAUUGUAUUUGUGAUCGUGAAAGUAAUAAAUGCACUGGAAGACAUAAAGAAAAGCAUUGUGGAAAUUGGCUUGAAGAAAAAAUCUCUUAAUAGUGGAAUCAUUUUGACGUUUAUGCAUUCACAGAUGGAACCACAUGAACGAGACGCUUUGUUCACAAACAACAAUCUACAUUUGUUAUUCGGAUUCGGUGUUAAAAAAUUGCUGGAAAAAGAUACCAUAAUUGAAUACAUUGAAAAUCUUUUCCAACAAAAUAUAAAUGUCAAUUUGAAAUCAAAAACCGGAGAAACAUUUCUAUCCUGGACACUUAAGCACUCACCAAGUCGAAAUAGGGCACACGUAAUUGAAAUCUUAUUAGCCAAAGGUGCAAAAGUUGUUAAAAAAGAAUCGAUAUUUGAUUGUCUUCAGGCAGACGGGGAUGAUGAUGUUAUUUUGAAAUGUCUAAAGCUUUUGCUACAAUAUGGCAGCAGCCUUUCCGAUGGAUGCCCAUUGAUAUGGUCUGUAACAGCAUCACCUACUAAAUAUAAAACAUUAGAAUUCAUUAUGGGUCAUGUUGAUACAGACUUUAGCCAGUGCGAUGGAAAUGGAUACACAGUUUUUCAAAUCUUUAUUGAACAGCUGAGGUCGCCUGAACAAAUUAAAAAUUCGGUACAUUUAUUUCGCAAAUUAUUUGAAAAUAUGGAUAACAACGACGCCUUUAUAUUGACAUUAAAAGCACGCCUAUCGGAUUCAUUAGUUCUCGAAACUUUACAUUAUACAAAUAUCAACGGGACUGAUUCUAUAGGCAGAACUCCCCUUCAAAAUGUUAUCUACUAUUAUGAACAUAAUGAAGGAAUAGGCGAAUUAGAAAUUAUCAAACAAAUUCUGAAACUGGUUGGGAAAAUAAGCAACAGGGACCAUUUAAGACGCAGCUUUCUACGCACACUUGUCUCCCGGAUGAAAUCGGAAACAGUAAAAGUCCUUCUUUACUAUUUAUCUAGUGAUUUAUCUUACCCUGAACAAAUUCAGACGGAUAUCAAUUCUCAAGAUGACAACAUGAACAGCGUUCUGCACCACGUUUGCUUUAUUAAUACUGGAGAUCAUCAAUCCGAUCUACUUAACUGUUCUUCCCUCCGAGUUUCAAUUAUGCGAAUUUUAUUGGCAAAUGGUGCCAACAUCAAUAUUGUUAACGCUAAGCACCAAUCUGUUUUACAUGUUCUUGUUCAGGCUUGCAUAGCUGCACAAUUUGAGCAUAUUAUACAUCCUGUUGUAGAACUGAUUAAUUUGGUAAUUUCUCAUGGAAUAAACAAAGAUAAAAAAGACAGUAACAACCAAACUGCCUUAGACUAUAUACCAAAAGACAAUGAUGCAAUGGAUAGUCUCGCUAGAAUGAUUAGGAAAGAGAUAAAACCAGAGAACAUUAUAUUAAAGGAGUCUCUUCCACUACUGAAAGAUUGACAAUUUAUGAAGUUGUACAAUUAUCACUGAAGAUAUUUGUUGCAUAAAGCGCUUUCAGGUGUAUGUUGAACUCUGAUCCGACGGAAAAAUACGGAAUAAACCAGUUUAACUUUU